Adineta ricciae is the source of this 555-nucleotide messenger RNA. Lineage: Eukaryota; Metazoa; Rotifera; Eurotatoria; Adinetida; Adinetidae. The record is from the annotation of a GenBank genome assembly.
AUGGCAUCGUCAACAGUAAACUCCCUAUUAGCAAUAUUUUAUCUCGUGAUUUUUCUGUUUGCCACGUCUGAUUUGAAAAGAUUUGUUUUCCACGUCCAUAUUUCACGAGUCGAUCGUGCACCUGUGGAGAUUUACAUCGACACAUCAUCUUCAUCAUUGUCACUAUGGUACCCAAUCUCGAUUGGAAUCAUUUUCAAUGUAUUCAUUAUAAUAUUUUCGUUACGUAACUUUUUCAUCAUUGUACAACGACGAAAUUCGUUCGGUCAGCUUUGCGUAUCAACAGCAAUACUCUUCUUCUUAUUUACCGUACGACUGAUUGUCAAUAUAACAGUUACUAAAACUCGAAAUGGUCUCUCAACACCGACAUUGGUUGAACGAUCAUUCCUCGUACCAUCUUUAUCCUUGGAAGAAGAACUUACCACACUGACGUUGGAUUGGCUCAUCAAAUGUGCUGGUUUCAUUGGUACUUUUAUCAUACAUUAUAAGCAAAAACAAGCGUACGAAAUGGACGAUGAAAAACGUCAAGAACUAAAAUUAAUGACUAACUUUGAGUAG